Fusarium oxysporum Fo47 is the source of this 747-nucleotide messenger RNA. RefSeq names its product Zn(II)2Cys6 transcription factor domain-containing protein. The transcript has 4 exons. Gene Ontology annotation, molecular function: zinc ion binding; DNA-binding transcription factor activity, RNA polymerase II-specific. Gene Ontology annotation, biological process: regulation of DNA-templated transcription. NCBI's taxonomy places the organism in Eukaryota, Fungi, Ascomycota, Sordariomycetes, Hypocreales, Nectriaceae. The record is from RefSeq and is a predicted model, not a curated record. The coding region runs from base 1 to 747 and encodes 248 amino acids.
AUGGACAGGCAGAACGAAUGCGCUGUCUUGUCUGAGACAAAGCAUGAAAGGGUUGCGAUCUACCCUCAGAUGGUAACGGUUCCCAUUGAUCCGAUGUUGAUGUCGCCAGUUCAACCGCGACUGAUAGAGCAAACUGAUCCAGUUUCUCCAUCGCAGCCGCCUGUGACUAGUGAACUGUCAACAGUCCCUUACCCAUCGGCGAUGAUACCAGGUGGCACCAAUGCUAUCUCAAGCAACUGGGACCCCAUCAUACAGGUCCAGCCUUACCAAACUUACCUGAACGCUCUCAUAUUCGAGAACAAUACGAGACAUCGCGCAACCAUCGCCUGUACUGAAUGCCGCAAGCGGAAGGUCCGAUGUCAAACAUCAAUGUUCGGUCUUCAUGGAAAAUGCCGGAGAUGCUGGGAAAGACACAAAGACUGCAUCUUUACCCCGCCUGGCGACUACUGCCCAAGCUUCCUUUCGCUUCCAGUCCCGCUGCCUACUCUUUCUCAACUUCCAAUAGCAGGUAACCCGCCCUUCGUUAUUGAGAGCUUCCCUCCACAAUGUGCACAGACUCCUCCAGGUCUUGGAUUGAUGUUACCGCGCGGUACCAACCGCACAAUAAGCAACGAGCCUAGUCGUGAAAAUCAGUCAACAAAACGACAAAGAGUAAGUGGAGGAACCAGAAGGCGAGGGGGUGUUUCAACAAGGUCUGAGACGGUUGAUAAGAAUUCAAUCAUGAGAGUAGAAAAUCUACUUCGUUGA